AUGCACAGAGAAGCAGUGGAUGUGGGUUCUAAUUGCCAGAAAGCGUGUUCCUGUUUAGCCCAUGAGUACUGCAGCACAGUUGAUUGGCUCCUUGUCCUGGUUCUCUACUUCUCACUUUCCCAGUUUGAUGUACAGACAGGGCCGUCCUUACCUUUCUCGCCACCUGGCCGGCCAGUAGAAGGGGAACGAACUGUCAUCUGGGCAAGAGCCAAGCUGUGCUUACAAGAUGUCAUCAAAACGGAAGAGUUCACCUGGAAAAAACAAAGGAAAGCUAUUGAUCUUGACAUGAAAGUGAAGAUCAUAAAUGACUAUGAAGCUGGUAAAAAAGUUAAUGCAAUAGCACAGGACGUGAAUCUGGCACAUUCAACCAUUUCAACCAUCCUGAAGGAUAAAGACAGAGUGAAGGAGGCAGUGAAAACAUCAACAGGUUUUAAAGCCAUAAUAACUAGGCAGCGGAAAUGCCUCAUCCAUGACAUGGAAAAAUUAUUGGCGAUCUGGUUUGAUGACCAAAUACAAAAAAGAAUGCCAAUGAGUCUUUCAAUAAUUCAAGCCAAGGCACUCAGUAUCUUCAAGACUUUGAAGGCACGUGAAGGUGAAGAGUCGACUGAAACUUUCACAGCAAGUCAUGGAUGGUUUCAGAGGUUUUGUCGCAGAUUUAACCUGCAUAAUCGGAGUGUCAGUGGUGAGGCGGCAAGUGCAGAUGUAGAAGCAGCAGAAAAAUUUCUUGACCAAAUUGAUAAAAUCAUAGAGAAAGGCGGCUACUGUCCAGAACAAAUCUUUAAUGUGGAUGAAGCCGGGCUUUUUUGGAAGAAAAUGCCUGAAAGGUCCUACAUACACAAAGAAGCUAAAACAAUGCCUGGCUUCAAGGCUUUUAAGGACAGGGUCACAUUGUUGUUGGGAGGAAAUGUUACUGGGUUCAAGUUGAAGCCUUUACUCAUCUAUUGGUCUGAGAACCCACGUGCAUUGAAGAACGUUAGUAAGCACACAUUUUCUGUUUACUAUCGAGCAAACAACAAGGCAUGGAUGAAGUAAGCUUUAUUUGAAGAUUGAUUCAAUAACUGCUUUACACCCUCGGUGAAGCAUUACUGUCUGGAAAAGGGCGUUCCCUUUAAAAUCAUCCUUCUGCUUGAUAAUGCUCCAGGCCACCCCCAGCAUCUUGAUGAUCUACACCCAGAUGUAAAGAUAGUGUAUCUGCCUAAAAACACAACUGCUAUCCUUCACCCAAUGGACCAGGGGGCUAUAGCUACAUUCAAAGCAUACUUUUUGCGCACAACUUUUUCCAAAGCUGUAGCAACAACAGAAAACAAUGAACUUAAUUUUGAGGUUGAACUGCAAGAUAUUAAAGAAUUAGUGGAAUAUACUGAGGGAGAGCUAAGUACAGAAGAUUUAAUAGAGUUGGAAGCACAGCAACACUUAGAAGAGGAGGAAGAAGAAGAGGAAAGAAUUGAAGAAGUACCAAAGAACUUCACUGCAAAGAGAUUAGCGGGUGUGUUCUCAAAAGUGAAUGCAGCUAUGUUAGAACUGGAAGCUAUGGAUCCGAUUGUUGAACGGUUCACAAAAGUGGAACGGCAAAUAAGUGAACUUUUACGUUGCUAUCGUGAAAUGUAUGAAGCAAAAAAGAAAAUGACAAAACAGACCACACUAACGGAAUUUUUCUCGAAAACUACACCCAGGACCCCUAUUACUAGUUUAUUAAUUUCUACUUCAUCAUCUCCCGUGCCUUCUACAUCUCCUGAUCAGAAUUCCGAUGAUGACACUGAUGAUACCUUUUUAGGAUUCAAAGAGUAA
Messenger RNA from Nanorana parkeri, 1788 nucleotides. Its product is annotated as tigger transposable element-derived protein 1-like. The transcript has 4 exons. The record is from RefSeq and is a predicted model, not a curated record. Lineage: Eukaryota; Metazoa; Chordata; Amphibia; Anura; Dicroglossidae. Gene Ontology annotation, molecular function: DNA binding. Gene Ontology annotation, cellular component: nucleus.